AUGUCAGAUUCCAAUAACAUUGACAAAGACGAAAUUGUUUUAUUGAAGCAAAGGAUCCAAGAUCAUCCCGUUGAUAUUUUGGGUUACUUAGAAUUGAUAAAGGUUUUAGAGAAAAGUGACAAUUUUGCAGAAAGUAGAGAAGUGUAUGAUCAAUUGCAUAAAAGAUUCCCAUUUUAUUCCCCUUUAUGGACCAUUCAAUUGAAAAAUGAAUUACAAAGAGAUGAAUUCGAAACUGUUGAAAAAUUAUUAGCACAAUGUCUUUCCGGUGAUUUAGAAAAUAAUGAUUUGGCUCUUUGGUCUACUUAUUUAGAUUAUGUAAGAAGAAAGAACAAUAUUAUUACUGGUGGCCAAGAGGCUCGUGCUAUUGUAAUUAAAGCUUUUGAUUUAGUCUUAGAAAAAUGUGCCACUUUUGAGCCACGCUCUUCUCAAUUUUGGAAUGAUUACCUUGGCUUUUUAGAAACUUGGAAACCUGUUAAUAAAUGGGAAGAACAACAACGUAUAGAUUUGAUUAGAUCUCUGUAUAAAAAAAUGUUAUGUGUACCAUUUGAUAACCUUGAAAAAAUGUGGAGUAGAUAUACACAAUGGGAACAAGAUACUAAUAAUUUAACAGCAAGAAAAUUCAUUGGUGAAAUAUCCUCUGAAUAUAUGAAAGCCCGUUCCUGUUAUCAAGAAUGGUUGAAUUUAACUUCAAAUUUAAGAAGAGUAUCACCAAAUUCAUUAAAUAGUGCAAAUAAAAAAAAUAUUCCACAAUAUGAUAAUGAAAGUAUUGCUUUUGAUCAAUUAAAAAUUUGGCGAAAUUGGAUUAAAUGGGAAAAGGAAAAUAAAUUAUUACUAUCUGAUGAUUUAUUAAGGAAAAGAAUAUUAUAUAUUUAUAGACAAGGUAUCCAAAAUUUACUAUUCGUUCCAGAGAUUUGGUAUCAAUAUUCAAUGUAUGAUAAUGAAAUUUUACAACGUCAACAAAUUUUAUCCAUUGCAGUAUUAGCAAAUCCAAAUUCUGCAACAUUGACUUUUAAAUUAGCAGAGUGUUUUGAAUCAAAUAAUAAUAAUGAAAAAGUACAGGAAACUUUUGAAAAUUGCACUAAAUGCUUAAUCAAUGACUACAAUAAAAUUUUAGAAGAAUGUGCAAAUGAUAAUGAUCACCCUACUGUUUAUAGAGUAAGGCAUGAAUUAACUUUUGUUUAUUGUAUUUAUAUGAAUACAAUGAAGAGAUUAUCAGGUUUAUCUGCUGCAAGAGUAGUAUUUGGUAAAUGCCGUAAAUGGAAAGGAAUACUGACACACAUUAUAUACAUUGAGAAUGCAUAUUUAGAAUUCCAAAAUCAAUUCGAUUAUAAAACUGCAUUUAAGGUUCUAGAAUUGGGUUUAAAGUUUUUCCAAAAUGAUGGCAAGUAUAUUAAUAAAUACUUGGAUUUCUUAAUUCUAUUAAAUAGAGAUUCACAGAUAAAAACUUUAUUUGAAUCAUCAGUUGAAAAAGUAAAUGACUUGACUCAAUUGAAAUCCAUAUUUAAAAAAAUGAUAGCGUAUGAAUCAAAAUUUGGUAAUCUAGGAAAUGUUUAUGCAUUAGAAGAAAGAUAUUUCAAGAAAUUUCCUAACGAAAAGUUAAUCGAAACAUUUACAGAAAGAUAUACCAUUCAAAAUGAGAACGUAUUAAAAAAAUUGGAACUCACAUACUUACAACAAGAAAAUAGGUUCAAUAACGAGCAUGAAUUGGAUACUUCUCAAUUUAAUCCAAUGAAGAGGUCAUUGGAAAAUGAUCAAAAUGAUAAUCAUGAAAAGAAGAUGAAAUCCAAUCCUUCAAUUCCACCUGAAAUAUUCGAUUUGUUAACAGUAUUGCCAAAACGCCAAUAUUUCAAGACAGCAUUACUAGAUCCCCAUAAAUUCAUAAAUUAUUUGAAUGAUCAAGUUGAACUUCCAUCAAGUUCAGAUAAAGUUUAA
This is a messenger RNA of Vanderwaltozyma polyspora DSM 70294, 1932 nucleotides long. It is a transcript of the gene RNA14, whose product is annotated as cleavage polyadenylation factor subunit RNA14. Gene Ontology annotation, cellular component: nucleus. The record is from RefSeq and is a predicted model, not a curated record. Bases 1 to 1932 code for a protein of 643 amino acids. NCBI's taxonomy places the organism in Eukaryota, Fungi, Ascomycota, Saccharomycetes, Saccharomycetales, Saccharomycetaceae. The transcript has a single exon. Gene Ontology annotation, biological process: mRNA 3'-end processing. Gene Ontology annotation, molecular function: protein binding; mRNA binding.